Leptosia nina is the source of this 1881-nucleotide messenger RNA. The record is from the annotation of a GenBank genome assembly. NCBI's taxonomy places the organism in Eukaryota, Metazoa, Arthropoda, Insecta, Lepidoptera, Pieridae.
AUGACCUCAGCGGCAAUUUCAGCUACACGCGAGACGCGCUGCGCCCGCGCAGUCAUGGCUUCAACCGCUAAGGUUCUGGGCGUCACGGCCACUAUUGUCAUCGGCCUUGCUCUUAUAGCAGGUGGUGUAACAUGGGCCGUGCUAGCCACGAGGGGGUCGGACCCUCUCCCACCCGAGCUGAUUCCCUUGGAUUGGUGGCAGCAUUGCGUUCUUUACCAGAUAUACCCCAGGUCUUUCAAGGAUAGUGAUGGUGAUGGUAUCGGAGACUUACAAGGCAUAAUCAGCGAGUUACCCCACUUCGUAGACGCUGGAGUGGACGCAAUAUGGAUGUCACCGAUCUUCGAGUCGCCCAUGGUGGACUUCGGAUACGACAUCAGCAAUUUCUAUAAAAUCCACUACGAGUACGGCACCAUGGAAGACUUCGUUGAAUUUCUCAAUAGGGCACAUGAGCUUGGUAUAAAAGUGCUUCUAGACUUCGUACCAAACCACGCGAGCAACCAAUCGGAGUACUUCAUCAAGUCUGAAGCUCGCGAUCCAGGAUUCGAAGACUUCUUCGUUUGGGCAGACGGAAAGGUAGACCCAGAUGAUGGAACGACAAUUCUUCCACCAUCGAACUGGGUCAGUCAGUUCGGUGGAUCAGCCUGGGAAUGGAGUACGCGACGCCAGCAAUUCUACCUGCACCAAUUUGCCGUUCAGCAGGUCGACUUUAAUUUCCGUAACCAAGCUGUCCGGGAAGAAAUGUUCAACAUCAUGAAAUUCUGGUUGGACAAAGGGGCUGACGGGUUUAGGGUCGAUGCGCUGCCAUACCUGAUAGAAGCCGAUCCAGCCGACCACAACGGCAGUUACCCGGAUGACCCGCUCAGCGGGCGAAUGGAGUUCGAAUCGCACCAGCUCGGUUACACCAUUCCGCUGUACACUAAGGACCUUAUAGAGUUGUAUGACGUCGUGUACGAGUGGAGAAAUUACGUGGAUCGUUAUUUGGAGGACAAUGGCGGCGACACUCGGGUGCUCUUCUCCGAGGGUUACGCCAACGUCUCGAUGACGAUGUUGUACUAUGGGAACGAGAAAGGGACUAUCGGCGCUCACUUUCCUUUCAAUUUCGACUUCAUCACGGAUCUAUCCUCCAAAUCAACUGCGAGGGAUUUUGUUUACGUCAUCUUGAAGUGGUUAACUUACAUGCCGUACGGAAGAGUUCCUAAUUGGGUGUUUGGAAACCACGACAACAACCGGAUGCCGACACGUUUCCGUGAAAAUAUGGUAGACGGGCUCAACUCUUUGAAUAUGUUGUUACCGGGAGUGGCUGUCACAUAUCAGGGGGAGGAAAUUGGCAUGAAAGAUGGGUACGUGUCGUGGGAAGACACAGUCGACGUCGAAGCCAUUAACAGAGGUGACAACGAGACCUAUAUGUUGUAUUCGAGAGACCCAGCGAGAACGCCGUACCAUUGGAACAAUGCAACGAAUGCCGGUUUCAGCACAGCGGAGGAGACUUGGCUACCGGUUGCAGAAGACUAUCCAGAGCUGAAUCUGGCUUUACAGAAAGAAGCGCGACGCAGUCACUUCAAGGUAUACCAAGCGCUCACGUCUCUAAGGAAAAAGGAGAAAUCUCUUUCACACGGAGAGUAUGCUAUCCGGGCCCUAUCUGACAGCACUCUCUACUUAGUUCGGUAUUUGCGGACCCACGAUACCAUAAUCUUGGUAUUCAACGUUGGGGAGGCCAGUGACUCGGUGGAUUUGAGCAGAAUACAGCACUUGACACUACCGGCAACUGUUUACAUCUCUAGUAUACAUUCCUCCAGACUUGCUGGGGACAGCAUCGACGGCAAGCAGAUAACGUUAUCAGCGGGAGAAGCAAUCGUCCUAAGAUCGAAACCAGUCUCGUAA